Molecule: messenger RNA, 1446 nt
Organism: Alternaria rosae
Lineage: Eukaryota; Fungi; Ascomycota; Dothideomycetes; Pleosporales; Pleosporaceae
Product: actin family
Exons: 2
Coding region: 17-1336 (439 amino acids)
Cellular component (GO): Swr1 complex
Molecular function (GO): nucleosome binding
Source: RefSeq, a predicted model, not a curated record
CCAACAAACACCAACGAUGGCACCCAAAGGGUCUAGGAAGUCAGCGGCUGCAGCGCCCAACAAGACGCUCGUCCUCGACAAUGGCGCAUAUUCGAUCAGAGCCGGUCUCGUCUCCCCAGCGUCUGAGCCCACAUACGACGACUGCAGCGUGAUUCCGAACUGCAUCGCGCGCAGCACACGCGACAAGCGCACCUACAUCGGCGCCGAGCUCGAUUCGUGUAAAGACUUCGGAGAAUUGGCAUUCCGCCGCCCAGUGGAGAAGGGCUUCAUUGUCAACUGGGAGGCAGAGAAGGCGAUAUGGGAGCACGAGUUCAUGGGCGACGCCGUGGGGGAGGGGUUGAGGUGUGACCCCAAAGGCACGAACCUAGUCUUGACGGAGAAGCCAAAUUGUCCAAAAGAGCUUCAGAAAAACUGUGACGAAAUAAUCUUCGAGCAGUUUGAAUUCGCGGCCUACUACCGAUGCGUAGGCGCAACACUGAAUGCCUACAACCCUCCCACUGCGUCCUCGUUGGCAUCGCUGCCGCAAGAAUGCCUCCUCAUCAUCGAUACCUCGUACUCAGACACGACCGUGCUGCCUCUCUACAACGGCAAGCUCAUACAAUCGGCUGUGCGGCGGCUCACAGUAGGAGGGAAGCUGCUUACAAACUAUCUGAAGGAGCUCUCUUCGCUGCGGCAUUACAACAUGAUGGAGGAGACAUACCUGCUCAACGAAAUCAAAGAAGCUGUUUCGUAUGUCGUGCCGUCAUCACAGCAAUUCGCCAAGGAUCUGGUGCGCACUUGGAAAGGACGGCUGGGAGAUAAACGAGAACUGGAUUCGAGCAUAGUGGUCGACUAUGUGCUGCCGGACUACGAGAAUGCGAUACACGGGCAUGCGCGACCCCACGACCCUGCAAAAUCACGCAUGCGUCGAGGACUACAACCGUUGCAGGGACCAAGAGAAGAUUUGCUGCCUCUAGGGAACGAGCGCUUCGCCGUGCCCGAGUUGCUCUUCAACCCUUCCGAUAUUGGCAUUCAGGAAGCUGGAAUACCUGGCGCCGUUAUGGAGUCGCUGAGUGCACUGCCGGAAGCCCUGAAAAUUGGCCUAUUGGCGAACGUUGUGGUGGUAGGCGGGAACUCGCUGAUUGCUGGCUUCAUGGAACGUUUACAGACGGAGUUGAGGGCUUUGGUACCAGCGGAGUACACGCUGAAUGUGGCGAGGGCAGACGACCCGAUCAAGCACACAUGGCUAGGAGGAGCAAACAUGGCUAGCCAGCCCGAGUUGUUGAAGGAGCUGCUUGUGUCCAAAGCCGAGUACGAUGAGAGGGGCUCUACGUGGCUAGUAAAGAGGUUUUCAUGAUAUACAUAAUACACACUUCCACGACUGUAUCAGUCUUCACACCAGUUCCAGAUAUCUCUGGAUUUAAAGUGAAAAUGCAGGCAGAGAUCAGACAAUGUAUGCUCCAAGAC